ACUACCUAUAUAAACGUUUGGAAAUAUUUUAUAAACAGUUAUUGUAAUUAUAUGAGUGUGAAAGUAUUAGAACCACAUCAAUUGACUAUGACGUUAAACGCUGAACCUAUUGAUGGUCAACAUAAAUUAAAUACUUCUUGGACAUUAUGGUAUGACCAACCUUCAAAUGAAAGUAUUCCGUAUGGGUCAAACACAAAAGAGGUUUAUUGUUUUGGUACUGUUGAAAACUUUUGGAGAAUGUACAACAAUAUCAUCAAAGCCUCUGAUUUAGUUUGUAUGAGUAGUUAUUAUCUAUUUAGAAAGGGUAUUGAACCAAAAUGGGAAGAUGCACAAAAUAAAAAUGGAGGUAGAUGGAUUCAUUAUUGUAGUAAAACUAUGAAGAAUGAAGGAAUUGAGGAAAAGUGGUUAAACACUAUUUUAGCAUGCAUUGGAGAAGAUUUUCCUUCAAGUGAGUUAGUCAAAGGGUGUGUUUUUAAUUGUAAAAAAAAUCAAAUAAGGAUUUCUUUAUGGGUAGGGGAGCAUGAUGAUUCUAAAGCUGUGAAAUUGAUUGGAAGUAAGUUUAAAUCAAUUCUUGACCUUGAUCAGGAAAAAAUAGUCUUCCAUAUUCACCAAGAUUCUGUUGAUGGACGUUUCUUUAAUGUUAUCAGUUUAUAAUAUCAAACCAUAUUAAUAAACAAUUAGUUAUUAUUUUCUUCAAUAAUUCUUUUUAAUACUUCUGUGGUAAUAUCAAAGUCUUUAUCUGGACUUUCUUUUACUUUACAAGCUCUUCUAAUUCUUUCUAAUUCUUUUUUUUUAUUAAUUAUUUCAUCGUUA
Entamoeba histolytica HM-1:IMSS is the source of this 813-nucleotide messenger RNA. RefSeq names its product eukaryotic translation initiation factor 4E, putative. NCBI's taxonomy places the organism in Eukaryota, Evosea, Mastigamoebida, Endamoebidae. The transcript has a single exon. Gene Ontology annotation, molecular function: RNA 7-methylguanosine cap binding; translation initiation factor activity. Gene Ontology annotation, biological process: translational initiation. The record is from RefSeq and is a predicted model, not a curated record. Gene Ontology annotation, cellular component: eukaryotic translation initiation factor 4F complex. Bases 52 to 654 code for a protein of 200 amino acids.